Canis lupus familiaris (dog) is the source of this 701-nucleotide messenger RNA. RefSeq names its product guanylate cyclase soluble subunit beta-2-like. The transcript has 4 exons. Gene Ontology annotation, cellular component: guanylate cyclase complex, soluble. Lineage: Eukaryota; Metazoa; Chordata; Mammalia; Carnivora; Canidae. Gene Ontology annotation, biological process: response to oxygen levels; cGMP biosynthetic process. Gene Ontology annotation, molecular function: guanylate cyclase activity. The record is from RefSeq and is a predicted model, not a curated record. Bases 12 to 701 code for a protein of 229 amino acids.
GGAAAGGCCAGAUGAUCUGGAUGGAGUCCGUGCGGUGCAUGGCCUACGUGUGCUCCCCGAAGCUCCGCAGCCUGCAAGAGCUGGAGCAGCGCAGAAUGCACCUGUCGGACAUCGCGCCGCACGACACCACCAGGGAUCUCAUCCUCCUGAACCAGCAGCGCCUGGCUGAGAUCGAGCUGUCCAACCAGCUGGAGAGGAAGAAGGAGGAGCUGCGGGUCCUGUCCAGGCACCUGGCCAUUGAAAAGAAGAAAACCGAGACCCUGCUGUACGCCAUGCUGCCGGAACACGUGGCCAACCAGCUGAAGGACGGCAAAAAAGUCGCUGCAGGAGAAUUUAAAACUUGCACGAUUCUUUUCAGUGACGUGGUGACGUUCACCAACAUCUGUGCGGCCUGCCAGCCCAUCCAAAUCGUGACGAUGCUGAAUUCCAUGUACUCCAAGUUUGACAGGCUAACCAGCGUCCACGAGGUCUACAAGGUGGAGACCAUAGGAGAUGCUUACAUGGUGGUGGGGGGCGUCCCGGUGCCCGUUGGAAGCCACGCCCAGAGAGUGGCUAACUUUGCCUUGGGGAUGAGAAUUGCUGCAGCAGAAGUGAUGAAUCCGGUUACCGGAGAACCCAUCCAGGAAAACUGUGUAUUCAACGUGCCUUCUCGCAGGUUCAAGAGUUCUCAACCUGUGGCGGGAAACUGCCCCCAGCAGUAG